Messenger RNA from Xenia sp. Carnegie-2017, 2479 nucleotides. RefSeq lists its product as uncharacterized. Gene Ontology annotation, cellular component: cytoplasmic vesicle; plasma membrane. Lineage: Eukaryota; Metazoa; Cnidaria; Anthozoa; Malacalcyonacea; Xeniidae. The transcript is spliced from 6 exons. The coding region runs from base 8 to 2041 and encodes 677 amino acids. The record is from RefSeq and is a predicted model, not a curated record.
AUGAACCAUGAAGUACAGAUUUUGUUGUAUAUCCACUGGAUUAUUGUUUACAUAUAUUUAUUCCAGUUUUGGCAAAAAACACGUGCCCAAACACAUUCUUUUGCCAAAAUCUCAAAGAAGCGAUUCAUGUGAGACAAGCCCGAUACGACAGAAUGUAACAUUACGAGGUGGAAUUAGAGCGGGAUACUUUCAAAAACUUACACAAUACGUUGCAAUGCAAUUAUGUAUUCAGUUAUGUUGCCAGAAAAAAGGUUGUGAUGUUGCAUUUAUGGUUGAUAAGAACUGUUACGGUGUUAAAUGUUUUAGUGAGUAUCUUUGUCAUAUUGUUCCCGCCAAGAAUGCCCCAAGAUCACUAAUACUAUCAAAAGUUAACUUUAAAGGUGAAGAAAACCUAGAAAGAUUUAUGCCUGAACGAUUAAGAUGUUUCCAAAUAGCAGUAGAACAUAAUGUGACAUUAAAAGAUGGCCUUCUCGCUGGUAAUUUUACUGCUGUUGGUCACGUCAAAGACAUCGAUACAUGUGCAAAACUAUGCUGUGUCAGAGAUAAUUGUAACAUGGCUUUAAUGAUAAAAAAUCAUUGUUUUAUGGUAAGAUGUAAGAAUAACGCUGGAUGCAAAAGUAUACCUGUCGUUAAUAAGCAACUUCAUACCCAUAUCGUCAGAGUAAAGAGGACAAAAGUGGUUGCAAACGAACAGCAAAUAGUUCGUGCUCUCAGCAUAUCAUCCGGUAAAAGGUCCAUGUUAUUUUGUAAGAAUGCAGCUAUACAAUACAAUCGUACUUUGUUGGGAGGAUACGAAGCUGGGGAGUUCAAACUUCUUUCAACUUCAAUCGACAUGUCUGCAUGCAUUCGUUUAUGUUGUAGCGAUGUAACUUGUGACGUGGCUUUUAUGAUAGAAGUCAAAUGUUACGGAGUUCUUUGUAAAACAGAGAAACUAUGCAAAGCUAUUCCUGCCAGGACUUCAUCCCUUUUGCAGUAUUUGAGUCCAAAACUCUCUUAUAUCACCAACAGAAAUGAACAAGUUAGCACAAUAGUCAUCAAAACAGAACGUGAAAUAUGCAAAUCAAACGUAAUCUCCUAUGACGUCACAUUACGUGGUGGAACCCAUGUCAAGCAACACAAAGUGUUUAGUGAAGUGAACAAUAUUGAAGACUGUAUUCGAGUAUGUUGCCAAGAGAAGUACUGUGAUGUGGCUUUGAUGAUAAACGGAACUUGUUUUAUUGUACGUUGUCGUAAUGAACAAAGUUGCGAAGAAGUGAAAUCUUCUACAAGUUAUAAGAUGAAACCAAUGCUUUCUUUCGUAGUAAGAGAGAAUAACAUUGAUGUACAAAGAAGUAAAUUGUUCCAACCAAAGAACAACCAUCAUCAGAAAGGAUAUCGCAACCAUGAUAUAAGCAUAAAUAAAGCAUUGUGGCACUUGGAGAUGACCUCUCUCAUCAAACAUACAGAGAAAGAAUUUUACGUCAAACAGUCAGGAAUAACAAGCGUUCUCAAUGAGUUCCGCUGUACCAAGAGCAAAAUAAUGCACAACGUCACAUUACGAGGUGGAAUAGCAUCAGGGAUUUUCAAAGACAAAGGGAUACUGUCCAACAUGCAAAAAUGUGUACAAAUAUGUUGCAAUGCCAAGAAAUGUCAUGUUGCUUUUAUGAUAAGUGGCCAUUGUUUCUCUGUCACUUGUAAAAACCAAUCUCUAUGUGAAGUAGUAAGUGCACGCAGGACUAAGUAUAAGUCAUAUAUUGCUUACAUUUACACCAGAUCCAAGGUAGAUUACAAAUUAAAAUAUAAUGAGACAACUACUAAAGGUAAAUACAAACGAAAGAAAAGCAAGAAUUUACAGGAAGAUAAAAAGCAGUCUGAGUGCAGCAAGAGAAUAUCAAAAAAACAAACAUUAUUGGCGAGAAAGCAGUUAUCUUGCAUGAAUGUAGAAAAACUAAAACAAAUGCAUGCUAAAGAGACAAUUCUUUUACGAAAAUUAGCUCAAUUGAAAUUACAAAUGGAAUUAAUUAAGAACCAGCGUAAUAACGACAAUAUUAGAUUAUUAUAAAGCUUUAGCAGUAAAUCUUAUGUAUAGCUGACUGUAGAAAUAACAUCUGUGUCAAACACAGAACAUAUGAUAAGUUACAUAACCUUUUUUAAAUACUCUGUCUCCAUAGAAGUAAGUCGACAAACAAGAUCAAAUAGACAAAUAUAUCACAAUUUUUCAUUGUAGCCAUCAAACGAUUAAAACAUAGUCUGCUUUUUUAAGGAAUGAAAAAGUAUAUAUUAAGUAAUGUAUAAUAUCAAUUUAAGAAAUUUUUAGUAAUAAAAGAUAAAUUAAGAUAAAUUGUAAUUCUAUAUUACUUUUAAGUAUUUUAAUUCUUUUCAGUAGAUAAUAAAUACUUAUAGACAACAUAAACACUUUUCAUUCAUAAUUGUUAUUGUUGUAAACUACACUAUACUUUAGCUCAAUAGUUAUUCUUCAAUAAACCAUUGCUUGCCAUUA